AUGGCCCCCGGCCACCGCGCGCGCCACCGGCCCGCCAGGCCCGCGCCCGGCCCUCGGAGCCCGAGCCGCCGCCCGGCUCCGCCCGCGCGCCCCGCCGCCCUUCCGCCGCCUCGCUCGCCGUGCCUCGCCGCCAACGCUCGCCUCCCCGCCAUCGCCGACCCCGCCGCUAUCGAGUCUUCCUCGCCGCCGCCGCCUCCUCCUGCGGGAGCCCGAGGCCCGAGCCUCCACGCCCGCGCCCCGUCUCCGGCGACGUCGUCCCCGACCCCGCGGCCGCACCUCCUCCGGCCGGCUUCCUCCCUCCCCCGAGCUCACUCCGGCUGCCCGUCCUCGAUCUCCGGCGAGCUCGCGCCGCGCCUCGGUUCGCGGGCCUGCCCCGAUCCAGAUCUGGGAGAGGUUGACUUUCCCCUCGUUUUCUGCUGA
This is a messenger RNA of Aegilops tauschii subsp. strangulata, 420 nucleotides long. Lineage: Eukaryota; Viridiplantae; Streptophyta; Magnoliopsida; Poales; Poaceae. The record is from RefSeq and is a predicted model, not a curated record.